This is a messenger RNA of Choloepus didactylus (southern two-toed sloth), 8334 nucleotides long. It is a transcript of the gene ZBTB16, whose product is annotated as zinc finger and BTB domain containing 16. The transcript is spliced from 7 exons. Gene Ontology annotation, biological process: negative regulation of transcription by RNA polymerase II; regulation of immune system process; regulation of cytokine production. Bases 882 to 2903 code for a protein of 673 amino acids. Gene Ontology annotation, molecular function: protein binding; DNA-binding transcription factor activity, RNA polymerase II-specific; RNA polymerase II cis-regulatory region sequence-specific DNA binding. Lineage: Eukaryota; Metazoa; Chordata; Mammalia; Pilosa; Megalonychidae. The record is from RefSeq and is a predicted model, not a curated record.
UCGCUCGCACAGCCCCUCGAACACUCCUUCGCUCACGCACAUGCAGGCAUACAGCUACUCUCAGGCGCUGGAAAUGCGCACGAUCCCGCCGGCCCGCAGACUCACUUAAACGCACAGACGCGCUUCACAACCACCCGCUUGUCGGCUUGCAGAGAUGCUCCGAACACCGCGCACGCCGGCUGCUAGCGCUUGCUCGCCCUCCCCCGAAACUGGGGACCCUGCCCAUCGCUCCCCGGAGGUCGCGGCCCUGGGUUGGGGAGAGAGGGCCGGACGACCCUCGCUCGGUUUUCCUCCCACCACUCGCUGCAGGGCUUUUGUGUUUUCCCUGCGCGCCGGGGCGGGUCUGCCUCCUCCCUGCUCUCGCGGUGGCGUCCAGCCCGCCCGGACUCUUCGCCUUUCGGCCGCGUCUCUUUCGCUUUCUCUCCUUCCUAGCCCCGCUUCCUUCUUUCUGUUUCCUGGCUUCCCAGGAAAAGUUGAUUCCCCAGGUUUGCUGAAGUCGUCUCCAAGUCUCCGUGGGGGUCGGUGGGAACUGGGGGUGUGUGAGAGCGCGAUCGAUCCUCGGAGCUCCAGAGGGAUAGCGCCAGUUUUUCUCCGCGCCGCCGGGCUGGGCGCUGCAGCCAGCGCUGGCUAGAUCGCGGGCGCCGAGCAGCGGGUCGGGGAGACAUCUGACCGAGGAGCGCCCUGGUUUCCCUGGAACCCAAGGAGUUUGUUUUUGGGAAGGAAUUUGGGUAGCCAAGCUUCCAUUUUUUUCGUCUGCUCCCUCUUAGUUCCUCGAAAUCCCGAUGUCUGCGAGAAAGCCCCUGGCCCAGAAAACCCACCCUACCCCACUACGCAGAGCCCAGAAGGAAAGAGAGCCUCAUGCCUGAGCUGCGGGGAGCACCAUGGAUCUGACAAAGAUGGGCAUGAUCCAGCUGCAGAACCCCAGCCACCCCACGGGGCUCCUGUGCAAGGCCAACCAGAUGCGGCUGGCUGGGACUCUGUGUGAUGUGGUCAUCAUGGUGGACAGCCAGGAGUUCCAUGCCCACCGGACGGUGCUGGCCUGCACCAGCAAGAUGUUUGAGAUCCUCUUCCACCGCAACAGCCAGCACUAUACUCUGGACUUCCUCUCGCCAAAGACCUUCCAGCAGAUUCUGGAGUAUGCGUACACAGCCACCCUGCAAGCCAAGGCAGAGGACCUGGAUGACCUGCUGUAUGCAGCCGAGAUUCUGGAGAUUGAGUACCUGGAGGAGCAGUGCCUGAAGAUCCUGGAGACCAUCCAGGCCUCAGAUGACAAUGACACCGAGGCCACCAUGGCAGAUGGUGGGGCUGAGGAAGAAGAGGACCGCAAGGCUCGGUACCUCAAGAACAUCUUCAUCUCGAAGCAUUCCAGCGAGGAGAGCGGGUAUGCCAGUGUGGCUGGACAGAGCCUCCCUGGGCCCAUGGCGGACCAGAGCCCAUCAGUCUCCACCUCAUUUGGUCUUUCAGCCAUGAGCCCCACCAAGGCUGCAGUGGACAGUUUGAUGACCAUAGGACAGUCUCUCCUGCAGGGAACUCUUCAGCCUCCUGUGGGGCCUGAUGAGCCGACUCUGGCUGGGGGUGGGCGGCACCCCUCGGUGACUGAAGUCAAGACAGAGAUGAUGCAGGUGGAUGAGGUGCCCAGUCAGGACAGCCCUGGGGCAGCCGAGUCCAGCACUUCAGGUGGGAUGGGAGACAAGGCCGAGGAAAGGGGUAAAGAGGGGCCCGGGACCCCGACCCGGAGCAGCGUCAUCACCAGUGCCAGGGAGCUGCACUAUGGGCGCGAGGAGAGUGCUGAGCAGCUGCCACCCCCAGCCGAGGCUGGCCAGGGCCCCCCUGGCCGGCUGGAGCACCCCGUGCCCCCAGCUGAGAAACAUCUGGGUAUCUACUCCGUGUUGCCCAACCACAAGGCCGACACCGUGUUGAGCAUGCCGUCUUCCGUGACGUCUGGCCUCCACAUGCAGCCAGCCCUGGCUGUUUCCAUGGACUUCAGCACCUACGGGGGUCUGCUGCCGCAGGGCUUCAUCCAGAGGGAGCUGUUCAGUAAGCUGGGCGAGCUGGCUGUGGGCAUGAAGUCAGAGAGCAGGACCAUCGGGGAGCAGUGCAGUGUGUGCGGGGUCGAGCUGCCUGACAACGAGGCUGUGGAACAGCACAGGAAGCUGCACAGUGGGAUGAAGACGUACGGGUGUGAGCUCUGCGGCAAGCGGUUCCUGGAUAGUUUGCGACUGAGAAUGCACUUACUGGCUCAUUCAGCGGGUGCCAAAGCCUUUGUCUGUGAUCAAUGCGGUGCCCAGUUUUCGAAGGAGGAUGCCCUGGAGACACACAGGCAGACCCACACUGGCACGGACAUGGCCGUCUUCUGUCUGCUGUGCGGGAAGCGUUUCCAGGCGCAGAGCGCGCUCCAGCAGCACAUGGAGGUCCACGCGGGUGUGCGCAGUUACAUCUGCAGCGAGUGCAACCGCACCUUCCCCAGCCACACCGCCCUCAAACGCCACCUGCGCUCACACACAGGCGACCACCCGUACGAGUGUGAGUUCUGUGGCAGCUGCUUCCGGGACGAGAGCACACUCAAGAGCCACAAACGCAUCCACACAGGCGAAAAACCCUAUGAGUGCAAUGGCUGUGGCAAGAAGUUCAGCCUCAAACACCAGCUGGAGACGCACUACAGGGUACACACAGGCGAGAAGCCCUUUGAGUGCAAGCUGUGCCACCAGCGCUCCCGGGACUACUCGGCCAUGAUUAAGCACCUGAGGACGCACAACGGCGCCUCGCCCUACCAGUGCACCAUCUGCACCGAGUACUGCCCCAGCCUCUCCUCCAUGCAGAAGCACAUGAAGGGCCACAAGCCCGAGGAGAUCCCGCCCGACUGGAGGAUAGAGAAGACUUACCUCUACCUGUGCUACGUGUGAAAUGAGGCCCGCGGCGGUGGAGAAGGGGUGGGAAGCAAGAAAGGAAGAAUGAGAGAGAGAGGAAGUCGAGGAAGGACUGUGCAAAAAAGAAAAAAAGAAAAAAAAAAAAAAAAAGGAAAAGAUAGGAAAAAGAGGGGGGGGAAAGGGAAGGAAAAGGAAACCUGAUAGCUGUUUGGCCUUGGAUUCUCUCUGGGCUCCAGGUGACCUGGAUGCCUGUCCACUGCCCCCCUUUUCUAGGGACCUCCCUCCCCCUUUUCCUGGCUGGAGGGUUGCCUGGUUUUCUUGGGUAGGGGCGAGGGGCUGUUUUGUUCAACUCAGAUGUUGGUAUAUUUUUCUUCAUCCUCUACCCAGACCCUCCUUUUGUGUUGAAUGGGAUCUGGGUUGGGGGUGAGCAGUGUUCUGGUCAGAGCCACACAGCAUCUGCCUGCCCUCCUCUCACAGACUCCUCAGAAGAUGAAGGCUGAGGGAGGGGGGCAGAAAUGGGAGCCUGCCUAUGGGGAGUUGGGCUGGGCUGGGUCAUUGGUUGUUGCUCAAAAUGGCAGUUCUAGUUGGCUGGGAGCAGACUGGGGUUGCAGGCAGGGGGCUUUCCUUCCCUUCUCCACCACUCAGUUCAGUUCACCUGCUGAUUCCCACCCCUCUGCCAGACCUGGGUGCCUCCUCUUGGUCAUCUUGCCUUUUGCCCCUCCCUUCAGCUCCUUGUUGCCUGCCUCCCCUUGACUCCUGUCCUCCAAGUCCCCAGGUCUUUCCAGCCCAUCAUAGAUCAAGACAGCAUCUCCCUUCUCCUCCAGUUUCCUGGCAGGAAAAGCUGGGUCUGACUCAAAAGCCCCUACUCUCACCCUUAGCUUUCUGAGAUCGCAAGACAAAACAAUCGAUUACCCCACCCUGGCCAAGUCCCUUUAGAGCAAGAUUCCUGCUGAGAUGCUUUUGCUUCCAAAGUAGAAAAACCUAACAACAAAACAUAUACCAUCCCACUAAACAAACAAAACUCCUUCUAAUCCAAUUUCGGUUUCUAGGAAAAGGAACCAUAGAAGGGCUGAUUGUCCAAGGGAAAGAGGUAGAUGACCACCUCCAGGUGGCUCUACACCGGGAAGAGGGACCGCCUGCCCAGGGAUGGGAUGGCUGGCCAGAGAGGGAAGUUGUUGAGUCAUAUGGGGACCCUUUGAACUCGGGGGGUCCGGGGACCCCAGACCUAGUGAGCUCAGCAGGAAAAUCCAGGUCCAGAGGGUGGCACAGAAUUCCUGACUCAUGGUCCCCUCAGUCUACCUGGAGGAGGAGAUGGAACGAACCUGCUUUGGCCUUGUGUUAUGUUUGCUUCUUUUCUGUGUCUCUCUGUUCCCCUCUUAGCACAUUGUACUUGAAUUACCUCAGUUUUUUGUGACCUCAUGAGCUUUUUUAGCCCCUGUAUCUCUUCUUUGGUUGGGGGUUGGAGGAAUGGGGAGGGUGUUCUUUUCUGUUUCUUGAGUAAAUUAAUAGUUGGUUUUAUAGACUUCAGCUGGCCAAGGCCCACCCCAGUCUGUAGUGACUAGCCUCUCUGCACAGAAGGAGUUGAGAACUCAGAUCUGAAUGUGGGGCUGGGGGAGGGGGGUCAGCAGAAGGUGGGUGCAGGGGAUGUUGCGUUGGGGUCUCACUGUUCAGCCUGGCACCCAGAACUCACUGCUGGCUCUGCCCAAGGUAUGAAGUCAUCCAUGCCCAGCAUCCAGUCUAGCCUGAAAUACUCUAGAGCAAAAUCCCACCUUUCUUGCAAUUUUCUGGGCCAUUCAGUUUUGGGGGCCGGCAUUAUCCAGAUCCUUGCAACCAUGGGGCCCCACCUCUGUGUGCAGUAUCAUUGCCAAAAUUGGUAUAUUUUCGUGGCUGGUUUGGGGAUGAUCCAGCCUUUGCUGUGUUGUGUUGGGGUGGGGGUAUUGUUUUUCUAAAAGCUACCUCUUAACGUUUGUCCAGUUUUUCUUUUGUUCCUUUUAUGCCUCCCAUUCUGCUGCUCUGCUUGCCCUCUUUUCCCCAGUCUCCCUACCCUGAAUUUUGGAAAGCACAUUUGCAAUAUUUUUCUUUGCUUUAGGACAGGCCCUCUGUUUCAUCUCAUGCUUUAUUCGCAAGAGUUUUUAUUUUUACUUUCCUUUUUCUCUCUAUGGGAAAUUGUGGCUGCGUUUUUAUCUUAGGUUUAAAAAGUGGUUUAGGGAAGCGGUUUUGGGGAGAAGGGUUGUGAGAAAGGGAAGUCAGAGGGAUGGACGCUGCUGUGACUACCCCCCUGUCCCUCGGCCCCAUCCCUCCUGCCCUCCCCUUCAAUAACGUCCACCAAGUCUGAAGGCCUUAAAAACUGUGUGUUGGGGGGACGUGGAUUGAGGGGAUUGUAUCACUAGAGUGUUGAUUGGGGAUGGUAAAGUAGGGAGGAUGCUAUUUUGCAAUUAUAAUAAUGACUUAGUGCUUUGGAAAGGAAAAAAAAGUUAAACUUGAAGUAUGUGACUAGAGCAGUUAUCAUGUUUAUAAUGUGAAAAGAGUGAAAUCAUUUUGGGGAGGGGCAGUCUGUAAGAAAUCAGUAUGCACUAUUGCUUCCUCCCCCAGUCUGGGAAGAAGGGGGGGCUAGCUAGCCCUCAGGGGAUCUGUAAAUCCCAGAAAACAGUAUUUUAAAAGCAAGAUGUAAUUCAACUUUGGUGGGGAAGGGAAAAAAACCCAAUUAUUCCAUAGAACUAGCUGACACCUCUGACUCCACCAUUCCCACCCAGCCUGAGUCCCCUCCCCUAUCCAUAAAUGCUGAGAGGGUUGAGCUGAUAUUUACAAAUUGUAAUAUUUUUGUAGUAUUUGUUAGUUCCUUUGUCAGUUCUACAGGACCUUGCCCUUUCCUUUUGUAAUGUGAAUAGGAAAAAAAAAAAAAAAAGACAAAAAAGAAAUCCACACCACCACCACCAAGAAUCCCUUUUUCGUCUGUGUGCGUGCGUGUGCUUUUUGUGAGCGAUUGUGUGUUAAAUCAUGCAGUAUUGUUGUAAUCUGGUGUUGCAGCAUUGGAUGGUACUAAAUCAGCACCUGCCCACUGCACCCAGCCUGAGGGUUCUGCAGAUCCUAGGAGGGUGGUGAGAGGGUGUGGUUUCUGAAGGAUACUGGGUGGGGAGACUUCCCUUCUUGCUGUCCCAUCCACUGAAGGCCCAGAUGUCCUGAACAGAGUUCUUCGUCCUCCUCCCCAACUUUCUAUCCCAAAGACAAAAGACUUCUGAACUUGCCAAGGCCUUCUUGGCCAGGCCUGAGGGGUGGGGCCCACACUUCAUGCCUUGGGGUACAGAAGGAAGUUGUCUGGAGGCUUCGGAUGUGUCUGCAGGGAAGAGGGUUUGGGAGACCAGGAGGGUGGAGGUGGUUCUGUCCCCAGGUGAGACCUGAGUGCUUUUACUUCCCUCUUCUUCCUGCCAUCUGGCUCCUUCGGCCACCUCGCUGCCUUUAGCUGUGACACCGCUGAUGACGCUACCUGCUACUGCCUUACUCAGCACAGUGAAGCUUCUCCAGCCUGGGAGAGUCCAAGUUGGUUGAGUCCCUUUCCCAUGUCCAGCCCCUUACAAGUGUGUGUCCCUGAAUGCUUUUGGUGACAUUGACCCCCGCACUCAGACUCUGUCUCUGUUCCCUCCUUCACUCAUUCAAAGCAUUAAAAUCCUAUGUGUAUAUAGGAUAGACAAAUUAUAUAUAGAGAGAGAUAUAUAUAGCGAGAGAGAGAUAUAAAAUAGUAAAUAUCAUUGCUGCUUUGGACUGCUUUGGAGGAGGCCACGGAUAUGGAGAAGGUAGAGCUGGGGUACAAGGGUGGGCAGGGUCUGGGGACCCAGUGAUUCAGUACAAUCCAAGGAUGUAACGUGGGCUUGUUUAAUCUUUGUGCCUGAACAGUUUUUCCAUGUGUAGAAAAAAAGAAAAAAAACAAAAAAACUGCUGCAAUUUUUCACAAGUGUAUGGUACCUUUUUGGAUGCUGUUGGUACACCCAGCCGCAGGGAUGUCAAGGCCGUGGGAGGGAGAGGGCCAUUACGCUUACCUCCUUACAGGGAGCGUGGCCUUUGGACUCUGUCCACAAAGGGUGGCAGGGGGAGUUUUGUGGCCUGUUCCUGGCAAGCCAUCGAGGGUGAAAGCUAGGGGCACCAGGAUGUGGAAGACAGAAAAACAGAAGAAAACCAGACUCCGUGAGUUGGUUUUGCCUAGGCCUGUUUUACAGUCUUCUUUUUUCCCCUCUCACAUCUUGUCUCGUCCAUCCUGGAGCUUCUGCUGGCUUGGAUCAUGUGGCAGCACUUACCUGGAUAUUUCAGUAGCAGGGAAAAAAAGCCAGACAAACCCUAUAUGGUGAGACUGAUGCGUGGAGGGAAAAAAAAAAGGCAAAGAUGGCCAGGAAAGGGGUGCAGGACAAACCAGGGAGGUUGGGGUCAGGGGAAAAUGGUGUGGAGAGAGGGGUCCAGGCCUGUUAGCCAUCAGCCACUGCCUCCCUGGGUCCUUGGCGUCCCACUUUGCAGACAGGGUACCAGCCUCCUGGUGUGUAUCAUAGUAUUUGUUCACAUAGUGUUAUGCAUGAUCUUCGUAAAGUUAAAAAGCCGUGGUGGUGCACCAUGACAUCUGCCCCAUAUAUAUAAAGAUAUAUAUAUAUAUAUAAAUGUAUGUAAAUUAUAGCACUGAGGGCACUGCUGCCCUGCUGGACCAAGCAAAACUAAGCCUUUUGGUUUGGGUAUUAUGUUUUGUUUUGUUAUUUGUUUGUUUUUGUGGCUUGUCUUAUGUUGUGACAGCACAAGUGCCAGUCCAAUUGCUCUGUAUUACAGAAUAGUGUUUUUAAUUAAUUGAUGUUCUAGUUAAUGUCUACCUCAGCACCUCCUCUUAGCCUGAUUUUAGGAGGUUGCCCAAUUUUUGUUUCUUCAAUUUUACUGGUUACUUUUUUGUACUAAUCUCUUCCCCCCCCCCCCUUCUUUCCUCUCUCCAUCUCAUUCCCUCCUCUCCUCUCUGGUUCCCCCUGUUUGUCCCUUUCUCUUUCUCACUCUUUCCUUCAUCUUGCCCCAUGCUCUGGCCCCAACCCGGCUCCCUUGCGGUUGUGUUUGCCAGUCCGAUCUGUUCUAGUUCCGAAGCAGUUUAUUCAAAGUUGUGCGGUCCUGGUUGCAGCUUUCCGCAUCUGCCUUCGUUUCGUGUAGAUUGAUGCGUUUCUUUGUAAUUUCAGUGUUUCUGACAAGAUUUAAAAAAAAAAAAAACACAAAAAAGAAAAGAAAAAAUGAAUUUACUGCUGCAGGUUUUUUUCUCUCUCCAUGUGUCACUAAGUGAAGUUUGUGCCUUCUAUAGCAAAGAGAAUAUUUUUUACAUCCUACUAACAGUAGAUUUUUUUGUAGUGAACAUUUUUUGUAUUUUUAUUUAUAAGUCUCAUAAGAAAAAUAGCUAUGUUCAGUUGUAUACCUUGAAUCUGCAGUUAGAAGAGAAAAUAAAGUUAAUUCAGUUGUC